UACCAUCGGCUCAUUCAAGAAAUGCGGUUAAAUGAUCCUGAAUCAUUUUAUCAAUACUUUCGGAUGACCCCUUCGCGGUUUGAUUUACUUCUUGGUCUGGUUGGGCCAUACUUGAAAAAGAAUUCCUUAUACCGCGAGCCUGUGAGUCCUGAAGAACGCCUCGCUGUUACUCUUCGCUUUUUAGCGACAGGCGACUCUCAACAAAGCAUAGCAUUCAGUUUUCGACUUGGCCAUGCUACUGUGACCAAAAUCGUAGAGGAGUCUUCCGAAGCUUUGUGGUCUGCGUUGCAACCGUUUAUCAAGCCUCCAACGACAACAAGCGAAUGGAAAAAAAUCGCAACAGAUUUUUGGCAGUUGUGGAACUUCCCAAUGUGUUGCGGUGCCAUUGAUGGCAAACAUGUAGUCAUGCAAUGUCCCCCUCGGGCUGGUUCGUCAUUUUUUAACUAUAAAGGAACACAUAGCAUUGUUCUGUUGGCAGUUUGUGAUGCUAGGUACUUGUUUACUCUAGUGGAAAUUGGCAGCUCAGGCAGAAAUAGUGAUGGAGGUGUUUUUGGUGAGUCUAAAUUUGGAAGAGCCAUUGAAGAUGGCAGUUUAAAGUUACCAUUUGCAGAUCCUUCCAAAUAA
This is a messenger RNA of Xenia sp. Carnegie-2017, 624 nucleotides long. Its product is annotated as putative nuclease HARBI1. The coding region runs from base 22 to 624 and encodes 200 amino acids. The transcript has 2 exons. NCBI's taxonomy places the organism in Eukaryota, Metazoa, Cnidaria, Anthozoa, Malacalcyonacea, Xeniidae. The record is from RefSeq and is a predicted model, not a curated record.